Stylophora pistillata is the source of this 3100-nucleotide messenger RNA. Its product is annotated as tripartite motif-containing protein 3-like. Gene Ontology annotation, biological process: protein polyubiquitination; proteasome-mediated ubiquitin-dependent protein catabolic process. NCBI's taxonomy places the organism in Eukaryota, Metazoa, Cnidaria, Anthozoa, Scleractinia, Pocilloporidae. Gene Ontology annotation, molecular function: protein binding; zinc ion binding; ubiquitin protein ligase activity. The record is from RefSeq and is a predicted model, not a curated record.
AAAAAAAUUCUUCCUCGAAUUGCACAUCGAUAAAAUCUCUUUGGUGGAAUUUUUCCUAGUCACACUUAUUUAAAUUUAUGUCUAAAGUCGCUUUCAUUCAAAGCACCUUUAGUUACGCCUUCGGAUGAUUGUCUAAAAAUUGAGGUUUCAACUAAAGCAACAAAGUCCAUUGUUCAUUUCGGAAAAAGUUUAUCUAAACCCUCGAAUGAAAUUAGCCGCGAAAAGUCACAGACUUUGUGCUAUUUUAUCGAAACCGAAAUGAUAUCUUAGAUAUUGAAAGAGUGCUUUUAGUGGGCACGUCGCUUGAAUAACGAAUGUAUCGCAUUUAUAGGCGAUCGUCAUGGAUCCUCUCUUGAAAAAUCUCAAGAAACAAGUUACUUGCUCGAUUUGUCUGGAUACCUACACCGAACCCAAAACUAUUUCAUGUCUUCACACGUUUUGCUGUGAGUGUUUGGAGAGACAUGCAAGAGUGAGCCAGAGACAAGGAAAAUUUCGAUGCCCCGAGUGUCAAGCUGAAAUUGGUUUGCCAGAAGGAAAUCGCUUUGACCGUCUGCCCAACAGCUUUUUUCACAAAAGUCUACUCGGUGUCCUUGAAGCAGAAGAUCACGGAGCUGUGCCGAGGCCGCAACAGGAGACUUGCUCGCAACAUAAGGAGGAACGAUUACGGUAUUUCUGCUUCUCGUGUGAUAUGUGUAUUUGUCCAAUUUGCGUGACUGAAGACCACCGAGGCCAUGCGUUUGAAGUGCUUGAAAAAGCAAUGCAAGAAGAGAAGAAAAACAUCGUGUCCAACGUCGAGACUAUCAAGGAAAAGGCAAACUUGUUUAGAGAAGAAAUUAGAAAACUGGAAAAGACAUCUGAAGAUGUCGAAAUGAUUAUCACAAUCGCUAAACGCGAAGUGUCAGAGGCAGCUGAACACGUGAUCAUAAAGACGCGACAGCAAGAAAAACAGCUGUUACAGUCCCUAGAAAUGACGCGUAGGAAGAGAAUCGAGCGAAUCAACUCGGCUAAACAAGAACUCGAAUCUUUGGUGAAACGAAUGAUCCAAGCAGCUGAGUUUGCAGAAAAAAUGGUGCAGAGAAACUCAACUGCGGAUAUUAUUCGGAACAAAAAUACUUUGAGACAGAAAUUUGAAGAGCUUCGAGGAAGUGAAGUUCCAAAACAUCGCCAGACUACAUUUGUCAAGUUUGCCGCGGUAUCGCUGCAAAACUUUAAACUGGGUUCUAUUCAAGUCACUGAGAAACCGGUAAACGCAUUUAAAUCAACUCUGGAACGACUGGAUCAAACUUUCCAUGCUGGUGUACAAGCAGAGUUCAUGUUAUGCCCAAGGACAUCUGGAGGAGAGAUGAGUGACCAGGAUGAUCUUAAAGAUCAAGUCGCAUUGUUGAUAAAACCCGCCAAAGAUGUAAUAAGCGUGAUUGUCGAAGACAAAGAUGACGGAAAUGUUAGGUUGAUGUUUACUCCCAAAGUACCUGGGGCUUACAGCAUUCAAGUGAAGAUUAAUGGCGAUAAAUUACCUACCUGUCCCAUGACUGUGCUGGUAAAAGAACGUGAACUUGUUGUGGCCGGUGAGUUGAAGUUAAAGUUCUUUCCAGGAGACACGCUUACAGGAUUAAAUGGUAUUGCUGUGAACACGAAAGGCGAGAUAGCUGUGACAGAUAACAAGGGCCACUGCGUUUAUGUCUUUGACAAAGACGGCAACUGUUCGAGAAAAAUUGGAAGUAUGGGGAGCAGCGCAGGAAAAUUUCAGUACCCUGAAGGUGUUUCCUUCUUAAAUGACAAUGAGGUCCUAAUUGCAGAUAGCUGCAAUAAUAGAAUACAACGACUCAAUAUUCAGACAGGAACAGUGGUGAAAAUUUUUGGGAAAUACGGUCAAGGAAAAGGAGAGUUCGGCUUUCCAAUCGACGUGAAUGUGGAUGAGGAAGAGCGCGUUGUUGUAUCUGAGUGGGAAAAUAAUAGGAUACAGGUGAUGUCAAAGGAGGGAGAACCUAUUUUCACAUUUGGAGACUGGGGCCCAGAGAAACUCUGCAAGAUAAGGAGCUGCAUUAGUUUUAAAAACAUGUUUCUCGUAUCUGAUGGAGGCAAUUACUGCAUAAAAGCUUUUGAUAAGUCAGGAACAUUCUUAUACAAGUUUGGAAAACAAGGGAAUCAAGAUGGACAAUUCAAUUGGCCUGGUUGUCUGCUUGUAGACAGCUCUGAUAAUAUUCUUGUAUGUGACUAUCACAAUAACCGAGUUCAGCAGAUUUCAUUGGACGGUCGUUUCAUAGGGAAAAGCAUCACUCGGUUACCAGAACCUGCUGCAAUAACAACAGCACCAGAUGGGCGCGUCCUUGUGACUAGUGAGGAUGAGAAAAAAGUGUACAUUUUGAAGUAGACGUUUUAAACGUAAAUGUUACCUCUAGCAUCACUCAUUACCUGAAUUUAUGUGAUUUUAGGAUAAACGUAAUAAGAGAAUUAAGACUAGAUGAUUUAUUCUGUUUUUGGUUUGUUUGUCUGUUUUUUUCUUUUUGGUUUUUGUUUUUGUUUUUGUUUUUUUUUUCAUGGAGUCUGUAGUUAGUAACCUUUACAAAUAUCUUGCCCAUGAAGUCUGUCAGGAGAGGUAUGGAUCUAGAGCCAGUUGCCUCUCAGGUCAUUUGGUUGUAUCGAGGUCUUGUAUUAUAUGUUUCAUCUUCUAUUGCAUCUGUUGGCCCUCAACGGUUCAGUUGAAAGGAGCCGGCUGUGAUGGAUACCAAAAUAGUUACUCUUAAAAACGAUUGAUAUCAUUUUAUAAGCUUGGAGGGCUCUAGUUUCUCAUGAAUGACGUCCUUGUUUCAGUCUUCCGGUGUCAUCAUUUUAAAUGUGCUCGCGAACUGCUUUCGGUUGGUUUUUUGUUCUGUGUUUGUCUUUCUUUGCUUUUCUCCUCUUUUCCUUUUUCAAGUUUUCUUGAAGAAUUGUGGUGGAUAAUAUCAAAAAAUCUGUAGAGAGAGAUUUGAUAAUUUUUUUUUAAAGAACUAACGUUUUGAGAGGGAGACAGAUAACCCAAGUCUUUCAAAUUCUCCUUAAUCCAGUUUCAAUUAUUUUCAUCCUCUGCCAUCCCUAUAGUUUUCUUACAAGGUUUAUUUUU